Molecule: messenger RNA, 415 nt
Organism: Geodia barretti
Lineage: Eukaryota; Metazoa; Porifera; Demospongiae; Tetractinellida; Geodiidae
Source: the annotation of a GenBank genome assembly
ACACCCCACACACGUCUAAUCGAGAUGUCGGUGGCUGCGGACGUCUCUGACUGGAUCGCCACUCCUGCUCCAUUCAAUGGAAAUAAGUGUGGAAAGAGAGCAGUGUUUUCAAGUGAUAACUCCAUCGUCCAGCGGCGAGGUGUGGCAGACCACCGUCCUCGAGACUACCACUAAGCGGAAUUUUGGACUGGUUAGUGGAUGUGUACCAAGUCUCCUAUAUACAAAGACCAGCUCCACUAUGACGGCUACAGUUUGUAACAUAUUGUGUUGUGUAUGCAGGAUCCUCAUCUAAUAUGAGUGAUCAUGUCUUUUGAGCACAUGUUCAAUUUUUUGUUGUAAGUAUUAAUGCGUGAAGUGCCUGACUUAACGAAUGCAUUUUCAGUAAAGAUAGGGAUGGGAUACAACAUGAAGCAUG